Molecule: messenger RNA, 5223 nt
Organism: Acipenser ruthenus (sterlet)
Lineage: Eukaryota; Metazoa; Chordata; Actinopteri; Acipenseriformes; Acipenseridae
Gene: mab21l3
Product: mab-21-like 3
Exons: 7
Coding region: 266-1441 (391 amino acids)
Source: RefSeq, a predicted model, not a curated record
UUUAGAGCCGUUCAUGUUUGCAGCAGAAACUAGUUUUGGCAAGAGCUUAAUAGACAAGAUUUUAAAUACAGAGGUGGUGUAUGUACAUACAGCUCAGGUGGAAGUUAAGCACUCAAAGAAUAUUGAGGACAGUCAAACCACACUUAAUAUAUUCAUACUACAGCCAUAUGCUGCUACUGAAUACAAGCUGAAAGUAUUUUGAAUGUAGAGACACAUCUUGUAAAGAGACACCGUAAGAUAAAUAUAGAUAUCUGAAAAAGAUAGAAUGCAGAUUGAAAUGACAGAUUUUACAGAUGAGGAUUUGGAUAACUAUCUACAGAACCAGGUGGAUCUCCGGCACCGGCAGGUUUUGAAAACCGUGGAGGAGGUACAGAAAGUCAUCCAGGCCCUGACUGCAGAAGUCAGCAGAAAGGACGGGAGGUUUCAGUCAAUUUCCAACUCAGGAAUCCACAAUGAUAACGUCAAAGAUCAGCCAGCUUUAAUAGCCAAAUGGUCAGCUCUUCUGAGAGGAAAAAGUGCAUUCAACCCAGCUAUCCAGGUUCUUACCCCCACAUUGUUCCUGGUCUCUGUUCCUGUUAGGGGCCUCUCGGGGUACAAGGAGCGCAGAGCAAGGCAGUGGCGCUACUACACCCUGAGUGGCUCCAAGCUGCUCUCCCCUGUGCGCGAGCCAGAGAAGCUGCACCAAUGGCUGGAGUUGGAGAGCUUCACCACCAGCUGCCAGGAGUGGCACAACUCCAGCGUGGCCAUUGAGGGGGACAUCGUCCCGGCCAAAGUAGGGAACCUUUUCAAAGAACUGCUGGAGACCUCCAUCGAAAGCUGUAACCUCACCAGGAAAGUGAGUAUAUUAGAGAGUGUAGGGUCGGUGGUGCGUGUUGCCGUGGAAACAUCAGAACUACAGGUUGAGGUGGAGCUUAUUCCAACUGUGGAGCUCAUAAACUGCUGGCCAAAAAAAGCACGAUGGCCCAGAUUCUUCAAACGGUGGCCCUCAAAGGAGAGAGCUCGAUGCAGUAAGUCUUUCGGGUUUAACCUGAUGGCUUCCUCCAAUUACCACUGGCUCCUGUCCUUCACACGGGUAGAGCAGGUGUUGAUGUGCAGCAUUGAUGACGAUGGGGGCUGCAGGAGGAAGUGCUACCGGGUAAUCAGGCAGUUAAAGGAGGACAUUUGGUGCCCUGGAAGUAAACCUGUCAUCACUGCUUAUCAUCUACAGACGCUGUUGAUGUGGACUUGUGAGAAAUACCCCGGCAGCAAAGACUGGCGGAACUUUAAAAAGAGUUUCCUGCGGCUUGUUAAGAAGCUUCACAAGUGUGUGAGCCAGAGGUACCUGAGGCACUUUUUUGUGAGGGGCUACAACCUGCUAAAAUACACCAACACCAUCGAGCUGGACAUCAUGGCUAAGAAAAUUUCAGAUUUCCUAGAGAAUCCUGGGCUCUACAUCCACUAACUUAGAGAUACGAGGAAACAGAAUUUAGCAAAGAAAAAGUCAUGGUUCAGCACAGACAAGCAAAACGAAUCCCUGGGAACUGUAGUAAAGCAUGGUAAAAACCAGUUAGCCUUGGAAAAGCAUGGUAAAUGCAGUAUAGUCUUGAAAAAACUAUUGUAAGCCUGCAUAAAUGACUGCGAGAUAGGCUUUUAUAAGGACAGUUAUUUCUUUCUUUCUUUCUUAGUCACUGUAUUUUGAUCUUGCUCUUAAUUGUAUUAUUACUUGUACUGUGAUUCUUGAAAUGUAUUUUUUGUUUACGAUUGUAAGUCAUAUAAUAAUUAUGUCAUUUAUUUGAUAAAUCUUUUGUGGAGUGAUGAGGUGAAAAGCACCAUUGUAGGCUCACUACAGUAUGACACUUUGAAAAGUUGAACCCUAACCCCACAAUGUGGAUGAGGUGGCAUCUGCUUUGAUGUUUUAGUUUAUUAUUUUUAAUCCUGGCAUUGUUGCUCACAGUGUUGACCUUUUCUAAUGUUCUAAUGUAUGUUACAUGACCAAUGCUUGUUAGGAAGCCAUUCAUUAAUUGGGUUCUACUAUUUUAUUCCCUAUUUUUUAGAUCAUUGUUUUUCAAUGUACCCCUCUAUUAACAUUAACAGGAGAACAAGAGUGUGUGUUGUUUUAUAAGAAGAGUUAGAUCACAAUUUUGAAAGAAAUCGUAUUUAUCUUAUUGUUAUUUGGCUGAUCCUUUAACUUGUGUGCAUGCUGCUUGUUUUCGUCAGAUUCUAUUUACUGUACAGUCACUGUAACACAACAUGACUAUUGUAGCCCCCCCACAUAGCAUGUUACAUCUCUUUAUAGCUGGCACAUUUCUGUAUAAGACAUAUUUACAUACUUGCAUAUUUAACUGAAAUUGUGGCCUCUAGACUAACUUGUGAUUUUGAAUGCAAGUAAGAUAAGGUAUGUCAAUGUUUAAAUGUAUUUCUAUUGAUUUUAUGGAGUUGCUGUUUAAACUGAUGUCCACACUCUGGUAAAGAUCACUGGACACACUAAACUCAUUAUGCAGUAGGCAGUGUAAGCAAUGUAUCAGGGAGUUCUACUGCCAGUGUGGCCAAACUAAUUCAAAUAGACUACACCUGACUCAUGCAUGACCUAAAAGGCAGAUUUGUCAAACUGUUUUUAAAUUUUUGAAUUAAUGUAUUUUUUCGUUUGUUUGUUUAAAAACACAAAGAUGGGCAUUAAAAUCAGAAGAGUGAGUCAGAUUCUAAAUUAGAACCUAAACAGCCUACCCUUGAAGAGAGAGAGAGACAGCAAUACUUUUGAAUCAGGUAGUGCAAUUCACACACAUGCUUCCCUAUCCACAAUCUGUGAAUCACAGGUAGUUAAUGUGCUGAUGUCAUUGUUAUUUGAAAUUACACUGAUAAAAUAGGACACCCAAGGAAGCAACGACUUGUUCCAAAAAAGUGCUGUUUUAGGCAUCAUAGGUGUUCAAAAACAAAAUGAAAUUGAUAAAUAGCUUGUGAGAAGAAAAUCACACCACAAGCAUUAGCUAUCAAGUGGAGUGAAUAAUCAAACUGAAUGAAAACUUUCCAGUGAGUCAGCAGUACCUAUGCUGUAGCCACUGCAGUUUAAGCAGAAAGGCUUCUUUUUUUUAAUAUAAAAAUAAAAUAAAUCUUCAAUUAGUUAUUUUUGAAGUUAAACAAUUUUGACUUGGGUGAGUGAGUAUUUAUUAGGAGGCAGUGUGGUCCAGUGGUUAAAGUCCAGGGCUGGUAACCAGAAGGUCACCAGUUCAAAUCCCACCUCUGCCACUGACUGACCCACUGUGUGACCCUGAGCAAGUCACUUAACCUCCUUGUGCUCCAUCCUGCGGAUGAGAUGUUAAAUCAAUGUCCUAUUGUAAGUGACGCUAUAUAUAAUGCACAGUUCACAGCCUACCUCUGUAAAGUGCUUUGUGAUGGUGGUCCACUAUGAAAGGCGCUAUAUAAAGAUAUUAUUAUAUUAAAAACCUCAGCGCUCCUGUCAACAAACCCUGAACUUCACUGUCAAAUGUAUGGAAGUGCCAGACUCCUCGGGCUGUGUGUACAACACUUACAGACACAUUCCAUCGGUGUGCUCAUCUGUCAUUUUCAAUCUGCAUGUUUGUCCCAGCAACUGAGCCUAAAGGAGACCUGUGAGAAACAGCUAGCUCCCCAUCAUGUAGCUGGCAGUCAUCCAUUAGAAUACAAGGUAACAAAGACUUUUGGGAUCAGUACUUAUUUUAUAUUUUUCACACACUGCAAAAAUCCAUCCUGCUCUACUCCCUAUGCACUGCUAACAGAUAUAAUAUAACAACCUGCUAAGUGCCAAAUUGCAGGAGCUUCAGGCACACUGUUGGUUUCACAUUGUAUUGCAAUUUAUUGUAUAUGUAGCUCGUGGGAUGUUGCCUUUUAAUCCACAGCCACUAUAGCUCUUCAGUGCCGGCAUAGCUCUUCACAUAGGCAGUUAAGACAGGUCUGUUCCGUCUCUGAUUUGCCUUGCGAGGUAGUUCAGAACCGUCACAAAAUAUUUCCGCUCUGCUGGUAUUCACACAGCCCACCAUGCUGCUUCAGUGCUGGCUUUGAGCCGUAAUAACUCUUCUGUGUGAAAAGGGGCUCUUGUGACCAAAAUCACUGAGCCAUGCCAAAAUACAAUCUCUUGAUAUAUGUAGUGCUGCAUAAGAAGCCUGUCAAGUUGAAGGUUUUACAGUAUGAAUGCUUGAAAGCUUGAAACACAGUUUGAGGAGAAGGCCAAUGAACCCUAGCCUAGAUGACCUCUUGUUAUUCAGAGAUAACAGUGGUCUUUGUAUAGACAUCUGUCUACGAAGAACGGCUAAAUUCAUUUCACUUGUGAGCUAUGGAUAUUCAGGUGUAAGGCAAGUACUGUACAUUAAGUGACUGCAUGCAACACAGAUAGAUCAUGAACAUCACUCGUAAAAAGGGCAGAUCUGAGAUGAGAACAAGGAUACAAAUCCAUACUUGUUGCUAUAUAGUCUAUAUUAGAAAUGACAGUUGGCCCAAUUGUUUCUUUUUACUCACAAGCCAUAAUAUAUCUUUGUUUCACUUUGGGGGGUUUGCUGGGAUCUGUCACUUCUGAUUUCACAACCCCUGCCUCUGCCACAAUCUCUUUCCUUAAUUGUGUUACAAGCUGUUCGAAGUAUUUGUUUUUUUCUCAAUGUCUAAUAACAGUAGAUCUGUACUGCUCAAUACAAGCAAUCUCUGUUUUUGCUUCUCACAGGAAUAAAAAAUAUGGUCCUCUUCAAUUUUGUAUUAUUUAAUUUAAAAAACUGAAAUCUUCUGUUCUAGCCCUAAGCAGAAACAAAUCCGGGGUUUACUCUUUAAGCAAAGGCUUUGAAACGUGGCUAGGGUUGCCUAGCAACCCCAGAUUUCAAGCUCAAGGCAGUGUUUUUUAAUACCAACCAAUGCGGUAUUGGGUACAAGACGUACCUCUUUCGUGUUUAUUGCAAUGAGUAUAACAAUAAGGGAGCUGUUUAAAAGAUUUCCUUGAAGCCAGCACUGACAGGCUUGCUGCAAGGACCAACUGGAUUCACUGUCAUUCUUAACAAAACAAAAAACAAACAAAACAAUCCUGUCAGCACCCCACUUUAUAUCUUUCAUAAAAUCUGCCCACUGAGAGUAUCUCAAAAUUCUAUUAACCUUUAGAGAAUCUGUACACUGAAAAUGAGGGACAAGUAAAUGGCAGCAGUGUGGAGUAGUGGUUAGGGCUCUAGACUCUUCACUGGAGGGUCGUGGGUUCAUUCCCAGCUGGAGGACACUGUUGCUGUACCCUUGAGC